This is a messenger RNA of Trichophyton rubrum CBS 118892, 2565 nucleotides long. RefSeq lists its product as uncharacterized. The record is from RefSeq and is a predicted model, not a curated record. The transcript has 2 exons. Lineage: Eukaryota; Fungi; Ascomycota; Eurotiomycetes; Onygenales; Arthrodermataceae. Bases 1 to 2565 code for a protein of 854 amino acids.
AUGGCCAGCUUGCCGGUGAGCCAGGUCAAUGGCCAUGGCAGCGGCCCUUUAUCGUCGCCAGAGCUCGCCAACGGCCACAGCACGAGCAGACCCGGCGGCACCCUCGACCACAGCAACGGCGACGGUGACGACGACAUUUACAACGCCAGCUCCGUGGCGGCCAUCAAAGCGACGCUCUCGCAGUUGCAGGACCGAGAAGCCCUGGUGACGGCCCGUCUCGAUGCCCUGGUGGCUUCGCAAAAGGAUCUCUCGCGCGAACUCGGCCGUCUCGAUCUGCUGCGUGCCCACCUGGGGACGCAGGCCAGCACCACCCGCUCCAUCAGCCAUGAGAUGCUGUCCGGGGCGGCCUCGUCUGCACAUUCGCUAUCGAGCGCCGUCCGCAAGCUGGAUCUCGAGCAGUCUCGCGUCAGAUCGAUACUGGACAUGGUCGGGCAGGUUGCGGAGCUCAAGGCCUGCGUGCUGGGUGUUGCGGGCUCGAUGGGGGCCUCGCAGAACUGGGAGAUGGCGGCCUCCUACAUGCACCGCGCAUUCAAGAUACCGGAGGAAGUGGUGAACAGUCCCUUUGCUGCGGAGAUUGUGCCUACGACGGAGGUGCCAGAUACCCCCAAUGUGACGCUGUCGAACGCGGCCGAGUCCCUUUGUGCGUUGUUUCUACGGGAGUUUGAGCAGGCCGUGAAGGAGAAUGACGGGGCCAAGAUCACUCGGUUCUUCAAGCUGUUCCCGUUAAUCGGCAAGUCAGAUGUUGGCCUUGAUGUGUAUGGCCGGUAUGUGUGCCAGGGAGUGGCUGCAAGAGCUCGCUCGAACCUCAAUGCCGGGACGGGGGGAGCACAGGCAAAGGACGACUUCUUCUACGCCAAUGCCCUGACCAGGCUGUUCGAACACAUUGCUCAGAUCGUGGAUGCCCAUGGAGCCUUGGUUGAAAGACACUACGGCCCGGGGAAGAUGGGUCGAGUGGUGGAGCGGCUACAGGUCGAGGCGGAUGUUCAGGGGGGCAUCAUCCUGGAGUCAUGGGCAGAGGAGCGUCAUGUCGACCGCAAACUGACCGAUAUAAAGUCGUAUGCAUUUACGUUCUUGGUCCAGAGUUUCCUGCCGGCCGCCAGGGGUGCUGGUACUCCGCGGUCGAAUUCUCCGGCGAGCUGGGAUACGGCGCAGCGGAACAGUGAAGAUGAAGGGGUUGAUAUGAAAGAGAUUGAUUCCAUAUUAAACGAGAUAUCAAUCAUGCUCGGCCGGUGGUCUCUUUACGGAAGGUUUCUAGCUAGUAAAUGCAAGGAAAAUGGCGAUGGUGAGGACGAGCUAGAGUUACCGUCCUUCUUGACGGGUUCUCCCCUAGCCCAAAAGGUAGAUACCAAGCUGCUGUCACCGUAUAACGCGAUGACAACCUUCUUCCUGCGUCGUUCGGUGGAAAAGGCCUUUCAGCUGGAUGAGUCGCCUGUUGAUCUUACCUUGGACCUUCGGAAGCCAUUGGUGUCUAAUCCGCCCCAUAUCACAUCCGUGGUGGAUGAUAUCAUGUACAUCGUGAACAAAGUCAUACAGCAGACGCUGGCUACAGCCCAGCGGUCGGCAGUCAGCAGCGUGGUGCCUACGAUAGCACGAGUGCUUGGUGCUGAUUUCAUCGGCAUGGUACACCGCAAGAUGCGAGACGAAACGCACCCCAGGCCCGUUGUGCCAGGCGGCCAGCCUCCCCCUGCUACGGUGGUGUCUUUUCUUGUGCUCGUCAACAACCUAGACGUUGCUGUCGACUACUUGGAGCGUAUCGUGAAACGGCACAUGGAGUCCACAGAUACGGGGGGCGACGUAACCAGUGAUGCCAGCGCUCAACCCCGGAUAUCAAUGCUGUUCCCGCUUGCUGAUGAUGCUCAGGUGGUCUUGAGUACGCUGCGGUCGUUGUCUGCUACCUUUACGUCUAAAGCACAGGAUCUCAUCGGUGAUGGCAUCCAAGUCAUAUUCAACAACGUGCUCAAGUCCCGUCUUCGUCCCAUCCUUGCAGACGCCUUCCGGGACGCCGAGUACCAGCCUCCGGACGGCGAAGGAGAGGAUGGAGCGUACGGAGUAGGCCUAGGCGCUGAAGACGACGCCCUGAUGCACCAUGAAGCCGGACACCAUCACGGCCUGGUCCGCCAGCGGUUUGCAGCUGGCUGGCGGGACCUCAUGUUGCCAAUCGCUCGCAUUUUGACCGCCAACACCUUUGACCGACUGCUCGGCGUGACGCUGACAUCGUUGUCGAGGCUGCUGGAAAAACGGCUUUGGUCUUACCACGGCCGCGUCAACGCCCUGGGGACCACCAGGCUAGAGCGAGACGUCACUGGGAUAAUAGCCGCUGCAGUGGACGUGGCUGAGGGCCACCACCAUGAUGCAGCUGCCGCCGCUGCUGGGGAGAGAGGAGGCAGCAUUGGCGGCAGAGCAGGCCGGUACCGUCACCGCGAGACCUUUGCCCGGUGUACGCAGAUAGUGAUGGUCAUGGGCAUGGAGGAGGAGGAGUGGGAGGAGAUCUCGCAGGCAGACGGCGACGUGGUGGACAAGCUGUCGGUGGAAGAGCGGGCCCGUGCCAGGUCCAUGGUAGUAUAA